AUGCACUGCGCCGAGCCGCAGGGAGCGCCGGGAGCCGAGCCGCUGCCUCGGGCGGCAGAGCCUCCCCGCCCGCCCGCAGCCGCGGUGAGCUGCGCCCGGCGGAGGCGGUCGCCGCGCCGGGCUGCGCCGGGGAGCGGCCGCGGCUGCCGGCGAGAGCGCGGUCCGCGGGCACGUCCCUGCUCUACGGCGGACGCGAGUGCGCCGCCGCUCCGCGCCGCUCCGCGCUCCCGGCAAGGGCUCAGGCCACCAGCGGUAAUUGGCCAGUUCCACACUCUUUUCUUUGGCUCAGUUUGUAUGUUUUUCCUUGGCAUUUUGGGCUUUGCUGUUUGUGGAAGUGAGGCUUUGCAUUUCAGCUGAGACCCAGACAAGGGAGAGGUUAAUCUUUUCUGUUACAACUGGUUAAGGCCUAUAACUCCUCAGGUGUUCCGGGCGUUGCAGCUAGUGAGUGUACUCUUACCUGAAGCAAUUUUUCACCUUUAUGCUGCAUCUAAGAGUAUCAAACAGGAAGAUAUCCUCCAAAAGCCUUUCUACACUGUUUUUUUAAUCUUCUCUGUUUUGUAAAGGAUUAUCCUUGAAGUUGUGUUUUUUUGGCUUCCAAUUCAACUCUUUGGUUUUGAAGUGAACCAAAUCUGUGUGUGUGAUGUGGAAGCACUUGAUAAAAAGUUUAACAUUAGCCAAUGCAUGGUACCAGAGUACUUUGAAAAGACAAUUUUUCUUAUUGCUAUGUACACGUUUACUGUGAUUGCGGUCUUGUGUGUUGCUGAAAUAUUUGAACUCUUAUGUAGAAGGCUAUGUUUGUUAAAAAAUCAGUGAUGUCACUGCACUUUAAUCACUCCUAAUCAUUUAUCAUCUGUCAGUCUGUGUUUUUAUAACAAAGACCUUAAGCUAUGAAAAAGAGCUUUUCCUGUCCACAUCCGGUGUUUCACAGAACUACCCUGAUGUGAACUUUGCUGAGAACUACCCAAGUGAUUACUGCUGCAGGAUA
Molecule: messenger RNA, 985 nt
Organism: Dromaius novaehollandiae (emu)
Lineage: Eukaryota; Metazoa; Chordata; Aves; Casuariiformes; Dromaiidae
Gene: GJE1
Product: gap junction protein epsilon 1
Biological process (GO): cell-cell signaling
Cellular component (GO): connexin complex
Molecular function (GO): gap junction channel activity
Source: RefSeq, a predicted model, not a curated record